This is a messenger RNA of Coprinopsis cinerea okayama7#130, 1875 nucleotides long. RefSeq lists its product as hypothetical. The transcript is spliced from 3 exons. The coding region runs from base 1 to 1875 and encodes 624 amino acids. The record is from RefSeq and is a predicted model, not a curated record. NCBI's taxonomy places the organism in Eukaryota, Fungi, Basidiomycota, Agaricomycetes, Agaricales, Psathyrellaceae.
AUGGCUGCAGCUGGGACAUCGAAAACUGGACGAUUCUACAACUGGGUUCGAUGCCCGCUCCCACCUUUGCCCCAGUUUCAAGCAAUUGGAGAUAAUGGUGAUCUUUUGCAAGGCUCAAGCUCGUCUUCCUCGGACGAUGGCUUGAUGUUGAAUGCCGAAGGCCAGCGUAUCCUAUCAGCCCCUUCCUUAACCAAUACCGAUGCCUCUGCCCAUGGCAGAGUUCAAACUGCGCCCUACACUCGAGGAAAUGGAAGAGUCGACCCGAUACAGGCUGCGGGCAACUACCAUUGCCAACUCUCCACCAUCGAGGAGUGGUUCAAGAUCCAGAGGGAGAGUCGAAGACGAAAGGCGAACAGAUCUAUUGAAAUGGUCCCAACGAUCCUUCGCACCCCUACUACCACGCCGAGUCCAGUUUCCAGCUUGAAGAGGAAGACGGAGGAACCCCACGUCAAACGCAAACGCGGGCGUCCUCCUCGGCCUCGACCUCACGACCAACUAGAGAAACGAGACAAUCCCUAUUCUCUACUUAGGUCGACGUCACCCACAGCCUUCAGAUCCCUUUCUUCUGUCAACCAGUCCCCGUUCUUGGACUCUGGCCAGCUAGCCAACCUUAAAAUGUUGCUAAAUGCGACACCGAGUCCUUCGAGCGAGGCCUUGGACUCGUGGGCUACCUUCCUAGGAGUUACGAAAUCCAUCUUAGUACAGUCCAUCUCCCAUGUAUUGGAAACGUCAAGGGCGCCUCGAAAAGUCCGUCUCCCUCCGUCGUCUCCAGCUACGGUGUCAGACCGCUCAAAAUCGAGAUCGACGAGUGAUCAUAGCAGUGAAUCGGAGGACGACGAGGAAAAGGAUUCCAUUUACAAUCCUUCCGAGGACGAAGAGGCCGAUGCGGACCGACUCUCCCCAACACCGUUGACGCUCAGACGACGCGCUUCCACGAAACAGGACGAGCGUUGUCUGAGCAUCUUUAGGGAAGGAGGGGAGAGUGGGUCUGGUUCUGGGUCUGGGAGACCCACGAAAAGGUCAUCUAAGACCCCGGUUGGAGGUGGUAGUAGCUCGAGAGUGGAUGAGUCGCCUGUCGAAGCGGAAGGUGUUCAAGCUCCAUGGGAGGCGUGGGCGAAUUUACCUUUCUUCGCGGAGCAGCCCGAGUCUGUUGCCCCCGCGCAAGCUGCAGCAGACCCGGGGCCACCUAAUAUCCCCCCUCCAGGUCCUGCCAACGUCCCGACAGAGAACAACAGACCUGGAUCUUCCGAGUGCCCAAACACUCACGCGACACCCUCUACGAAGCUUCAUCUUGACGCAGACCUUGUACCUGUUGGAUGGAUUGGAGUAGAAUCCUUGACAAGCCUUCAGUUUGACAAUUGGGAUUCUGCCGAUGGAGAUGCAGAUGUCAUUGCACUCGGUAGUUCAUCCCUUUCCCAUCUUUCCACCCGCGGUCGGUCAGCCCCCUCAUGGACAAUGCGAGAUGCAGAAGCAAGCUCACAGUCGCCCCUUAUAGUUCCGACUUCGCCAGAGAAGGCGCAUGACAAGAUGAUAGUUGACUCCCAACGUACUCUUCCAAUGGCUGAGGGCGCUAUGUCAGAUGAGGAGGCGUCUCAGGUGGCAACGAUGCUUGAAGAGGUCUGGUAUUCUUCCUCCCCCGAGUCACCGCCUCGAAAAUCAGCAUCAAAUGAAGAGCAGGAAAUCCAACCACUGGAGCCACGUUCGCCUUGCACGUCGGUGUUGUCAUUCGGUGCACCACUAGCACCAGCACGAGUACUACAGGAGGCCUCCGCAUCAGAACUUGAGAACUAUCCCCGGUCUUUGGAGGAGCUUGACACCCUGUGGUCGCGCUUCCAGACUCGAUUGGUCGAUUUUUCUCGUGCGCUUGGAGGAUGA